This is a messenger RNA of Dimorphilus gyrociliatus, 1969 nucleotides long. NCBI's taxonomy places the organism in Eukaryota, Metazoa, Annelida, Polychaeta, Dinophilidae. The record is from the annotation of a GenBank genome assembly.
UAUGCUUUCCUUUAAGCAACUUGAUAUUUCCAUCUUUUUACAAAUUUUUCUUGUUUUAUCUACAUAUGUUUGUAAUUCUCAAACAACAAUUAGGACUUGGAAACAAAUUGGAGAUUUAAAUAUUGGAAUUCUCUUUCCUGUUUAUUCAAGUGGCAAAUGUAUAUCUCUGAGUGGAAGAUUAGGAUUGGGAAUUGAAGUUGUUAAAUAUAGUAUUGAUAAGGUAAAUAAGAAUCCUAAAAUGUUACCCAAUAUUACACUUGGCUUUACCUAUUUGGAUACUUGUGGAGGAAUUAAUAAACCUGUUCAAAGACUCUUGGAAUUACUUCCAAACUUCUGCGAUGAUAAUGAAACUUUUGGUGAAGGAAUAAUUGGUGUAGUUGGCCCAUAUCUGUCAGAUAGGUGUAUUCCUACAGCAGGUUUAGCGUCCCAAUACCAAUUACCUAUAUUAGCGACACACGCAACGUCAGAAGAAUUGUCAGAUAAGAGACGUUUUGGCUAUUUCUCAAGGCUGGUGCCACCUGAUUCGUUCGUCACUGAAGCUAUGACAAAUGUGAUGGUCAAGUUUAAAUGGAAUUACGUACAACUAUUCUAUUCGGAGGGGCACUAUAGCGAAAAUAUGGCUAAGAGUUUUGAGAAAAACGCCAAAAAGAGAGGGAUAUGUAUCGCCCAUUCGCAUAGGUUCUCCCCUGAAGUUUCCGAUGAAUUUGUCAAUGUAGCGAAGAAGCUCUUCAAAUAUAAAAAUGCAAAGAUUAUCGUCUUUCUUCUAAGCUACUUUGACGGUCCAAAUUUUCUUAAGGAGAUAGAUAAAUUAUUAACGAACGAAAAAUUUAUUUUCAUAUCCGCUGAUGAUCAUUAUAAUACAGAAGGAUUUGAGCAUAUACUGGACAAAGGCAUUAAGAUAACCUAUCCUUUUGGUGAAGAUUUGCAACUUUACAAUUAUUUAUCUGCUUGGAAACCUGACAACAAUUCUGAUGAACAGUCAAAAUUGCUAUUUGAAAGUUUGGCCAAAUGUAAAUUUAACGAUGAUUGCCACAACUAUAAUAAUUUAUCAGAAACUGGGAACUUUGGGUCAAAUAAAUUGUCAUUUAUCCAAAAACUUGGUGAUGGCGUUGAAGUUUAUGCUGAAUCCUUACAUCAGUUAAUAUCAACGGUUUGCCCUGAAAAUUUCUAUAAUAUCAAGCGACUUAAGGACUGUGUCACCGGGGAAAAAGUGUUGAAAUUUCUAAGGCAACAAGACUUUGUAGCAUCUUCAGGUAUUCACUACAAAUUUAACGCUCUAGGGGAUGUCUACGCAGAAUAUGACAUUCUUCAAUUUCGGAAUAUUAAUACAUCUUUACAUUUGAAAAAUAUUGGCUCAUGGAAACAAGACGGUGACAUUCUUUAUAUAGACGAAAAAUAUACCUUAGAAUCUAUAUGCAGUAAGCCAUGUCCGCCAAAGUUUAUUUGGAUACAACAAGAAUUACAAUGUUGCUGGCUUUGUAAAGAAUGCAGAGAAAAUGAAAUUCUUGUUAAUAAUGUUACUGAAUGUAGAAAGUGUCCUCUAUUCCAUUGGCCCGAUGAGGAAACUAAAAGUAAAUGCCACCCCAUAAAGAGUGAAUACGUUGAGUGGUCCGAUUCACUAUCAAUUCUCCUAAUUAUUCUUUCUGGAUUUGGAGUCAGUAUGAAUAUCUUUGUAAUUGUUAUAUACAGAGUAUACAAGGAGGAGAAAAUCAUUAAAGCAUCUUCAAGAUUUCUAUCAGGCAUUAUACUCUUCGGAUGUAGUUUGGGUUACGUAACGGUUCUUUUCUUUAUUACUAAGCCAUCAAUUGUUACCUGCGUCAUCAACCGCAUCGGUUUCCAUAUGACCAUUUGUACAAUAUACUCACCUUUGUUUGUGAAGACAUUGAGAGUAUAUAGAAUAUUUAAGGCUGGUUCAAAGGGAAACAAACGACCUUCAUUCUUUGAUCAUUUGGAAACCCGACUUGGAUAG